CUAACACAUUCAAUCUAUUGGAUAUCACUUACAAAAUGGCCUUGCGGAGGAGUCGCAUUUCCGCAGCGGCCCGCUGGGUCAGCGUGAUGGUUGCGUGCCUCGCAGCGCGGUCACUGGCGCAGGGGCCGGACUUUGCAGCAACUCCAGGCGAGCUCGUCGUCGCCAACCAAGGCGCCUACACCCAACUGGAGGAAAUGGCAAAGCGCGAGAGCUUUCUGCAAGCAUUGUUCGGCACGGACUGCUAUUCGCAGGCGCUGCUCACGAUCGGCCGCGAGUGCAACCGUAUGACCACCGAUGACAAGUACAAGCUGGCACACGCCAUGAACCUGUGCUUCCUGCGCGCCAACGGGCACUCUGGCUACAAAUGCAGCCGGGCCAUGAGCGCGCGUCAGUGCAGCGAGAACCUGGAUGAGCGAGCCUUCUCCAGCUAUAACCAGUUCUUCUCAAACAUACACAGCCUUUGCCUGCACGUGUCAAACCGCAACUUCGAGCGCCACACGGCGCAGCUGCUCAACAACCUGGCGGGCGGCGCCAACGCCACACUGGCGGUGCUGGGGCAGAUGGAGGGCGGGCUGCGGUCGCAGACCCAGACGCAGCAGGCGCUCCACAAGUCCCUUGAGCAGAUCCGCACGGAGCAGCAGGGGCUGUCGGCGGGCCUGGCUGAGGGGCUGGGGCAGCUGGGCGCGCUGCAGCAGGCGGCGGCGGGGCUGGGGCAGCAGAUGAGCCGCAGCCUGGAGCUGGAGGAGGAGCUAGCCCUGCGGCAGGGCGGCCUGCUGACCCAGCUUGACUCGCUGGAGGCCGCGGGGCAGCGCCACGCGGCGGCGGCGGAGGCCGCCUGGUCAGCGCUGGCGGCUCAGGCGGCGGCGCUGGAGUCGCGGCACGCCGACUACGCCGCGCUGACUGAGGCGCUGGCGGCCAGCAGCAGCCAGCUGCUGCGCAACAGCGACCAGCUGGCGGGCGCCAUCGAGGGCGUGGCGGUGAUGCAUCAGCACACGCGCAGCCUGCUGAGGGGCAUGGUGGGGGCGCGCUGGACGCUGCAGGACGUUGCUGUGUAUGUGGUGGCGGGUGGACUGGGCGCGCUGGUCACCAGCCCGCUGGGGUUGCAGGCCGCCCGCCCGGCACUGCUGGCGCUGGCUGCGGGCGUGUUCGCGGCGGAGCACCUGGCGCGUGUUCACCUGCACGCCUGGCUCAACGACCACACGCAGGUGGUGCCGGCGCUGGUGCGGGCGCUUGUCACGUCUGACACGGCGGUGUGGGCGCUGCGCUCACUGGGCGCCGCCGCGGCGCUGCUGCUGGUGCUGCGCCAGGCGCUGCGCCGCCACCGGCUGCAGCAGCAGGACCGGCAGGCACUGGCGGCGCUGCAGCAGCAGAUGGCGGCGGUGGCGGCGCUGCAGGCCAGCAUGGCGGCGCAGCAGGACCUCAUCAUGUGCACAGUCAACAGCCUGGCGGCGGCGGCCGGGUGCUCCGGCGCGGCACACGCGACACAUGCGGCGUAUGUAGCGGCGGCAGCGGCCAAGGCCUACCGCCCUGACACAAACUUGCCGGCGGAAGGUGGCAGUUGGCUGAACGCCCCCGUGCUGCAGCAGUUGUGGGCAGCGCGCCACGACGUUGCAGCUGCGCCGCAGACGGCGUCACGCCUGCACCUGCUACCGUUGCCGGCGUGCGGUCCCCACCCUGAAACACCCAAGUCUGCGCCCAGCGGCGCAGCACAACCGCCGGCCGCCACGAUGCGCCACGCCGCAGCGGGGGUGCACACAGGGCAACCUGCCACUGCAGCGGCGGCUGGCGCAGCGGCGGCAUUGCAUGAUGGGGUGCACGCGACCAGCGCCUUGCUUCCCGCACAUAGCGGGGCCGCUGCGACCGCGGCGGUAACGGAGGCAAGGCAGUUGCCGGAGGUGGCCGGAGCAACCACCACGUCCCGGCGGGGUGGCGGCGCGAAGCGGCGGCGGGAGCUGGAGCAGCUGCAAGGCGCCACCGGCGAUGAAGCUCAAGUGCUUACCGCUCCGGACGGCGGCCGAGUGACGCGGGCGCGCCGCGGCAGCAACACCACCAGCGUCACCAGCGGCCCCACACGCUGAGCUGGCUGAGGCCGCUGAGCGUGACAUGGCUAAUGCGUGCAUGUGUCAUGGACUGUGUCUGCCUAUCGGGAAGGAAGAGGGGUUGCUGCAAUAAUACGACUAUUACCUAACGCAGCAUAUGCAUACCGGUAGCCAAAAGGCACAAGGCAGCGUGUCCGUCAAAUGCUGCCAAUAAGUCUUGUGUACGACAAAUGGAGCGUUUCGAGUUGCCAAUGUCAAAGCAGGGGGGGUCAAUGUAUCUCAACGCUGGAAUAAGCGUGUGCGUGUGUAGGACAUGCAAUUGCCAGUGUUGCUCAGCAUGUAGGUCCAUGGCGCGGUUGCAGUUGGUGAUGUAAGGAACGCGCGCAGGAUGCUGCCCUACGUGUGCAUGUGUGUGUGGAGACUUGCAUUGCAUCCUAGAUAGAGAAGGCUGGAUAGCCGUGGCGGUGAGUGGCUUAGGUGUCCUGGGCAACGGGCAAUGCCAGGCUGCGGCGCUGGCACAUGUGCAUCAAGGCUCCGAUGCGGCCUGGAGGAUGGCCUGUCUUGUGGAGGGGCUUGACGG
Molecule: messenger RNA, 2619 nt
Organism: Chlamydomonas reinhardtii
Lineage: Eukaryota; Viridiplantae; Chlorophyta; Chlorophyceae; Chlamydomonadales; Chlamydomonadaceae
Exons: 10
Coding region: 36-2078 (680 amino acids)
Source: RefSeq, a predicted model, not a curated record